Messenger RNA from Lingula anatina, 4458 nucleotides. RefSeq names its product GPN-loop GTPase 3. NCBI's taxonomy places the organism in Eukaryota, Metazoa, Brachiopoda, Lingulata, Lingulida, Lingulidae. The record is from RefSeq and is a predicted model, not a curated record. Gene Ontology annotation, molecular function: GTPase activity.
AAAUGUAUCAAUUUCAUUAAACGUAAGAAUUUUUUCAUGGGACCACACAGAAGAUUAGUACAGAUAUUUAAUACAGUUUAUAUCCAGAUUUUAUUGAUGUUUGCGACGUAAACAAAAAUGUCAGCACUUUCUACACGUGGGUUUUUAGGCAUUAUUGUGCUAAUUCGUGAACUAUAAGCCAUUUGUUUAUAGAUGUGAAUAUUUAAUAUAGUGAAAGUAUGCCGCGAUAUGCUCAGAUUGUUAUGGGUCCAGCAGGAAGUGGGAAAUCCACGUACUGCAGCACCAUUGUAAAACACUGUGAGUGUAUAGGCAGGACUGUACAUGUUAUUAAUCUGGAUCCAGCAGCAGAGUACUUUGAUUAUCCUUUGUAUGCAGAUAUCCGUGAACUGAUCAGUGUGGAAGAUGCAAUGGAAGAUGAGUCACUUCACUUUGGCCCCAAUGGUGGAUUGGUAUUCUGUAUGGAGUACUUUGCUCAGAAUUUUGAUUGGUUGUUCGAGCAGUUGGAUGACUUGGAAGAUGACUAUGUGCUUUUUGAUUGUCCAGGUCAGAUUGAGUUAUAUACCCAUAUACCAGUGAUGAAACAGCUGGUGGAUCAGCUACAACACUGGAACUUUCGUGUGUGUGGCGUCUUCCUCAUCGACUCCCAGUUCCUAAAUGAAGCCACCAAGUUUGUCUCGGGAAUUUUAUCAGCUUUAUCUGCAAUGGUCAACCUGGAGGUCCCUCAUAUCAAUGUUAUGACCAAAGUGGACUUGCUGAGUAAAAAAGCCAAAAAGAAUCUAGAGAGGUACCUGGAACCUGACCUCCAUGCUUUGCUAGAUGAAGAAGUUGAGCACAAGAUAAAGAGCAACAAAUUCCAGAAGCUUAACACUGCAAUUGCAGGACUGGUAGAGGACUACAGUCUAGUGAAAUUCUUUCCAUUGGAUAAUACAGACGAAGACUCCAUAAGUGAUAUUCUGCUGAUGAUAGACAAUGCAAUUCAAUACGGGGAAGAUUUGGAGUCAAAAGAAAUUAAGGAACGUGAGGAAGAAGAUACAGCAGAAGACAAUUAUGAUGACAGCUGACCAUAAUUUCAGAUGGCAAGAUGUGUUUUCAUGAGAAUGUGUAGUUGUAAAGACUGGCUGACUAUCAAGAUUUUCUCUUAGUUUUCCAAAGUGCAAUUUACAACCAUGUUGUUGUUGGUAUAAAUAUUGUGCACACUGAAAAAAAAACAAUAAAGGUCUGCAAUUGCAGGUUGUACAUUAUUGUAGGAUAAGUAUGGAAAACUAGUAAGAAUGAACCGAUUGUAUUUUAUCCCAAAUGUUAAAGACUUGGUGAAUGUUGAGCUAGUGAAGACAUUUGCUUACCCAGGGUAUGGCAGACUGGAAUACAGGCAGUUGUAUUAGCAGAUAUGAAGGAUGACUGGAUUUUGCUGUGACAAUAACAUGGACUCUUACAUUUUUACACUUUUUUUUUUUUUUAGAAAUUUACUUAUCUUGCAUAAAUAAAAUAAAAGUUAUCUCCAAGAACAGUGUACACAGAAUAAAGACAAAAUAUUAGUAUUCAACAUCAUAUUUAUUGUCAACUUUAAUUCCAUACUUAUUUACAAGUUUUUUACAGAUUUUAUACACUGAGAUCAAUGAAAGAUGUGAUGUCAUACGUGCCAGUGUUCUGAUGUGGUAUGUCAAAUUGUCAAUAAAUUAUCAUAAAGCACCAUCAAGUAAACUUUGAAAAUGACAUUCUUCACAGCAAAUACUACAAAAUUUCACAUCAAAAACAGCUCAACUUGCAAAUAUGUACACAUCACUACUAGUCAAUGAUAUACUGAAUCACAUGCUACUUUGAUUUUUACCGAAUUCGCGGUCAUUAUAUACUUUUUGUGACAACAAGUACUUUUUAAAGUAGGCCAGAAGCUAUUAAUAUGGCACUUUUGGGUCUGGAGAAAGUCAUCAGAGCGAAAUCCAUCUGUAGUGCAGCAAGGUCAGUUCGAGAAAGAUUGUCUUCAUUGUUUUUUUUUUUUUUUUUUUAGUUUCACCCCCAGUGUCUGAUCACCAACUGUUUAAUUUGCUUUAGAGCCCACUAUUAUACAAGUGGUAAGUGCAUAUAGCAAUUGCAUAGUACAGCUAUGAAUAAAAGAAAGUCAGCGUGGGGAGGAAAGAAAGAAAAUAGAUAGCCAAUCGGUAGCCAAGAAUGAUGGCCAACAAGUUGAACAACCAAAAACAUUGUAGAGGAGGCUCAUCCCAUUUUAUUUGGAGAUGUAAACGGUGAAAGCCUGCAAUCCCAACAAAGAAGGGGUGAAAGAAAUACAGAAACUUCAUAGAGAUUUGAUGUUGCCAAUCUGUUCUCUUUCAAGUGGGAAGCCAUCUCUUUCUAGUAAGAGAAAAAGAGUGGUCCUGGGCUUAGAAGACAUGCAAAGGAGUCUGACGAAGAUUCUGACUCGCAGUAUGUGAAGUUAGUGUUGUCAACCCCAUAUGGUGAGGUACGUUCAGGUAUAAACGAACCUGAAGUGAGUCAGAUUUUACACAGUGAUGAUGUACCAGAUGCGGGUAACGACAAUGUUUCAACACACGGUGAGGUACGUUCUGGUAUAAAUGAAUUUGAAACGGGUCAAAUUUUACAGAGUGAUGAUGCUUCACAGGAAAAAAUUGAAAUUGACAAUUGUAGAAAGUCAAAACACAUUAAAAAGAAACCUGCAUGGAUAACAGAUGCUUAUGUGUACAAUUUACACAGUGUAUUUGGAUUAAAUGAUCAACAAAGUCAAGCUGUAGUUGAUUAUAUCGAGCAGCUAGUCAAAUUCUGCCUUGUCUUCACUCACAAAUGGCUUACGACAGAUAGAAUAAGGCCGCACAUGCUCAGUGAACUUAGUGGCCUUGUACAUGUGAAUCAGGUUUUCAUUUGUCUCCAUUGUGUUUGAUUUUUCUCCAGACUAUCAUCAUAUCGAAGGUAGUUUUCUGGAUAUAUCUAUACAGUGGACGUGGAGUACAACUUCAGGUAGGAUUUUCGGGACGUUUUUACUCAUGCGAUUUGAUUUCCUAGACAUUUUGUGAUCGGGCCUUUGUCUGCAACCUCAGCUGGUAUUGUAUAACUUAAUCAUGGCAGCCAAAGACCAACGGUCUUUAUUAGAUCAGCUGGCCACUGAUACUAGCGUUCAACUAUGUCAGGCUCUCCCCAGCGGGGAUAUUGCUGCUGCAGGUAGUAGCAAGAAAGUAACAUGUACUGGACAGCAGAUCCACUGGAUCAAAUGCGUCCGCACCUACUAGUACUCGUGCCAGCAAUAAAUCUGCUGCGUUACUACUACGAAGGCUACUACUAGUGCACCAGGCACUGCAGCCAGAGUUGGCCUUGCUGAGAGAUGACCUGAAGUAUGAUUUUGCCACCAGUAUGGCCGAGAUGACUUUGGCUUUCCAAGAUGCUUUGUGGGAAAGGGACAAUCGAUUUGAUCGGUUUAUAACCAGUCUUGGGCUUAAUUCAGAUAGUCCUGUCCCCAGGAGAAUUGCUCCCGGAAAUGAUACACUGGAUGUUUCUGUGAGGGAUGAUGCAAGCAGUGCAGAGCAGCCAAUGGAAGAAGACAAUCCCUCAGGGUCAGCUAACAUUUAUGAUGUUAUUAGUUGUGAAACUGAUGAUAAAUUGCAGGACUUACAAAACAAACAUGAUCGCCCUGCCAAUAUUGAUGGUGUUAUGGCCCCCAGUGUUAACCCCGAAAUCUGGAUGGGGCUCACAGCAACACAAAGGUCAUUAGACCUGAAAAUGGCCAACAAGCAAGAUUGCAUAUUGAAUAUAUUCAGAGGCAUGGUUCCUCUUAUACAUGUACUUCAAAACCUAUAGAGUCCAUUGACUCCAAAGACAUGGUAGAGUUGAUUGGGGACAGCCUCAGGCUUUUGGUCCAGGGCAAUAGAAACAUUAACGUUAACAGGAGGGAGCAGCUCAAAUUUGUUAUUGCACCGGGAUACCACCAACUUUGUCCGACAGCCAGAUUUUCUCUUCAGAGAUAACCUGCCCUCCACUGUAAAAUCUAUUACCAUGCAAGGCCAACAAUGCCAGUUAUAAAAUUUCUAACUCUUCUGGUGCUUUCGUGAAAAGUGGGGAUCUCCUUCAAUCUGAGGCGACCUAGGCAGAGGCACCAACUAUCGAGCACAAGCCUCCACCUGCAGAAGAAUGUCUCCCUACCCUCAGGAUUUGCAACAGGGGCACUCAACCUAUGGUUCACCCCGGGAGUAAUAAAACUAUGGAGGCAGAGCACAAACUUCGAGGAAAAAAGUGAGAGGGAAAUCAAGCCACUGUUAGUCGUGGUGAGUAACAAUUUUCACUUGAACAGGCAUGUUGCAAACCGAAUGGACUUAUAUAAUGAAAAUCUUACUGGGGAGUCACCUUUUAGGGGAGUCAGAUUUUUAUGGUACACCAGUUCUCUCGGUUCUAAUGCCACCCCCUAGAAAAAUCCAUCACUAAGAAGACCCUGAUAAGGAAAGAUGCACAGUAAAAGUA